UAGGCAGUCAGUUAGUGACAAACAACCCGAGCACACAGCGCCGCACACACCUGAGUAUUUUCACAGUCAGGUGACAAGACGGAGACAUCGACGACGACAGCGACACAAAGUGGGAAAGGACCAAGGAUGAACCUGAGUACCAUCCUGAGGAGUGUGAGCAACGGUCUAGGCUUUGGAACCUCCACGAGAAAGGGGGACUUAAGUCGUCCCCUGGCCACUUCUAGCUCCACGUCGAGCUGCACUUCCGAGAAUUCUAAUUUCGAUCCCGUUUCCAGUCUCCUAAUUCCCUCGGAGGACGAAGAGGACGAGGCCAUAUCACUGGGCGAAAAUCGCCUGGCCUCAGCUGCUGCAAGCCUGACCAAAAACCAGGUGGUCAAUCCCUACCAGCAGACCGUCCAGCAGAUACUGCGACUGGUGAACGAGCUGGAGCACACCAUUCACGAGGAUCGGCAGCAGGAGUUCAAGCUACGAAUGGCCCUCGAUCGGCAGACAGAACGGGUUCAGGAACUGGUGUUUUCCCUGGACACGGAGAAGAAGCGAAACGGGCGCCUGGUGCAGCUGCUCCGGGGAAUCGAUAGCUCCAGUUCGGGGGAGAGCGAUCCGGAGGAGAGGGGCCCCAGCGGAUCCCAUGUGAACUCCAUUGGGGAGUUGUACGACUCCAUCAGUCCCCUGCUUAUGCAGCAGCGAUACGAUGAGCUCUCCGUGUCCCAUCGCCAGAGUCGUCGGCAGUUGGCCAAAAGGGAGAAGGCCCUCAAGGUACUGAAAUGCGAAACAGAAGAGCUGCACUCCAAAUAUGACGAGCUCUUCGAUGAGUACCGGAGUGAGCAGCGCCGUUUCGAGAUGCUGUGCACUCGAUAUAUCCAGAUGCAGUUGAAGAAGAAACAGCAAAUCUUCAACCUGAAGAAUACGCUCGGCCAGGCCAGUGAGUGCAUCUUCCAUGCCCAGGUGGCCAUUGAUGAGUGCUGUCACGCGGAGCAGACGCCCAUUUCUCCGGAGAAUCUGGAGAACUUCCGCAGGAACCUGGAGUGCUUUAUGGAUGCCCUCAGGAAUUGCUGUUGUCUGCGAAAAGUCCACGAGCUUCAGCAGCAGCAGCUCAAAAAGGAGAAAAUGGAAAAGGGCCAGCACCAGAACCAGAAUCCAGUCAAUGAUGUACUCACUCCGAGGGCCAAGGAACCCUCAAGUCCCAGUAGUGGCACCUACGUUCAGAAUUUGUCCAACCGACGUCCUCGUAUCCGACGUUACAGGCAUUCAGCUCGUUAAAUCUUCCCUUUCAGUUACUACUUAACGUUAGGUUAGCUUUAAAGUCUUUUAUGUGGAAAAAAAUUGCUUCAUUUAGCCAAUGAAAAGUGUAAAAAAAACAAAAAUAUGUUUUUGCAAAAUAAAAACCUUACAAAACCAUA
Molecule: messenger RNA, 1400 nt
Organism: Drosophila teissieri
Lineage: Eukaryota; Metazoa; Arthropoda; Insecta; Diptera; Drosophilidae
Exons: 2
Coding region: 127-1260 (377 amino acids)
Source: RefSeq, a predicted model, not a curated record